This is a messenger RNA of Salpingoeca rosetta, 4032 nucleotides long. RefSeq lists its product as uncharacterized. Bases 27 to 3701 code for a protein of 1224 amino acids. Gene Ontology annotation, biological process: snRNA 3'-end processing. NCBI's taxonomy places the organism in Eukaryota, Choanoflagellata, Craspedida, Salpingoecidae. The record is from RefSeq and is a predicted model, not a curated record. Gene Ontology annotation, cellular component: integrator complex. The transcript is spliced from 14 exons.
AAACGACAGUGGCAAAGGACAGAAGGAUGGCGGGGCGAAGAGUGAGGCAGCAGCCUCAAGGACCACCAACAACAGCAGCACCAGCACUCGCCGGCGCACCACACACUGCACUGCGACGCAUCACCACGGAAUGGGAGGCGUUUGCGAGGGCGGGCCCACUCGCCAAGCUGGAGUCGCUGGGCAACAUGCAACAAAUCAUCAACGAGUACCCUUCCCCAGCAGUCAUCACCACCUUCAUGCUUCGCAUCGCCGACUUUUACCCUCGCACAGGGGACGUUGUCCUCAAGUGGGAGCUGUAUCAGAUGUUGAAGCGCUGCCGCGCUGCCUUUGAUCAUCUCCGAUCAAAGAAAGAGAUCUUCCAGCGGCUGCAGCGCGCGUUUCUCAGCAACGACACAACAGAUCGCAUCAUCACCCUGCGGCUGUUUGCGCUGCUGGCUCCGCAGUUUGCGGAGUUCACGGAACUGCACGCCCACAUCACGCGUGCACUCGGCAGUGAGGAGGAGACAGAGGCCCUGGCAGCAGCAAAGACAGCCGCCAUCUACUGCCGAUACAGCCCGCACUUUUGUCGAGAGGCGUUCGCUGCGGCUGCCGAGACGAUGGACGACCUUGGUGCAACGCCUGCCGUGCGGGUUGCGGCACUGGCUCUGCUUCGCUCCACCGCAACUGUCGCCGAUCUUGUCCCCGCCAGCCUCGACGUCUGCUGGCACUGCAUCCACUCGGCCCUCCCAACGAAUCUGAUUGAGCCGCUCUUCACGACCAUUGAGCAUCUGGUGCUUCGCGCCAGCAACGACACGCACGCGCACAUCCAUCGCCUCCUCUCGAUCGCAUGCAGCCCCAACGACGGCACCAGCAGCAGCAAGCACACUGACGACAAUGUCCACCACUCCAACGACGACGACUCCAACGACGACGACGACCACCACCACCACCACCACACGGCAGCGGUGGCAGCGCGUGCACUGCGGGCGCUGCAGCGAAUUUCGCCUGCGCUGGGCCACACCUUUGACUUGGACGCAGCAGCACGCGUGCUCGACCUUGUGCCGCGAGUGGGCGAUGAUGAUGGCAGCAGGGACGGCGCUGAUAGGGGUGAUGGUAGUGAGGGUGAUGAAGGGGCUGGUGAAGGUUUGUCAUUGAUGAUGCGAGGCAGCAGGGCCGGCCCAGCGCUGGAUGUAUUUGCAGACGUGAUGAAUGCAGCUGCGUUUGACGUUCCCACCAGCUUACAGCUGCGCGCAUUGGAUCAGGUCAUAGCCAUGUCCCUGUGUGCGUCUGAUGUACACACACCGCUGGCAGCAGCGCGCGUGCUGCUCGCCAUUGCACAACUCCAAGACCUGCGCCAUGCUGAUGCUGAUGCUGAUGCUGAUGCUGACGGCGAUGAUGACGUCGCGAUGGACACACGUGCAGAUGCAAAUGGAGGUGGUGCGGUGCUGCCGUCACGGCUGGAGCUGCAGCAGCUGGCGGUCGAGAGCACAGCGCUCACUGUCGACGCCAUUCGUGCGUACACACGUCAACGGCAGUGCAGUGUCACCACCACCAACAACAGCUGUAACAGCAACAGCAACAUCACCGGCAACAGCGAUGACAAUGACGAUGCCCGUAUGGGUGACAGGGACGACGACCAUGAGGAAGGGACGGAGCGAGCGCUUCGGGGCGCCAUUGCUGUUGUUUGUCAGCUGUGCGAGGAUGUGACCGAUACUGCCGCUCCCGCUGCAACACAAGCGACCGCAAUGUGUGAUGCACAGGGCACAGGUGUGGUGGACUUGGUCUCUCUGGCCAGCGCCACCGCUGGGUGGUUCAGCGACGCGUGUCGGGUGCACAGUGCAACAGAACACGCACGAGCGAGCAGACGGGGCCAUUCCAAGGAUGAGCGACAGCGGCACCGACAGCAGCGGCACACGCGACUGUUUGCCUCCCUGUGGUUGUCUCUCCUUCGGUUUGCUGCAGGCGUGCCUCACGUGCGCUUGGAGCAAGCAACGCUGACGCACCUGAGCGCGCUUCUGCCGUCAGAUGACAAAGGACAGGACAACAGCGUGACGGCGGUGUCUUGUGACGUGCUUUCGUCGCUCAUCCGUGUGCAUGCGCUCGCGGGCACAACGGCAACUGUCAAGGUGCUGUGUAGCGCUGGCACCAGCAGCGACCACGACCCAACGCCGGCCCUCACACAGCUACAGGAGAGAAUACAACGCAGAAUUGCAGCAACAGUGGCCACACCCUGGGUGGCAUCAACUGCUUCGUCGCUGUCAGAAACACCCGCGAUACACCUGUCAACCGUGUCGCCAUCACAGCAGUCAUCAUUGGCACCCUCGCCGCCACCACCAUUGCCGCACUUUGUUCUGAACUCUUCCUGGUCCCUGUACGUGUGCGCGAGACAAGCAGCGGUGCAGGGCCAGCAUGCUACCGCGCACGCCCUCUUCCAACGCGUGCGGAUGCAUUUGCUGCACUGCAACAGGUACAGCGAUGACAACGAUGAUGAAAAUGACAACGACGACGACGACGAUGCUGCUGCUGGCGUUGACGACCAACCAGAACAACAACAGCAGCAGGAGAACAAAGAGGCUACCACGGCGGCACGUGAAGUUGCCGCUGACAAGAGGGUAAGCUUGGACGAUGGCGGUGUGCGCGACACAAACACCACCUACGACGGCUGGCUGUCGUUUCUUUCCGCCGUGUUUGAAGCCGAAGCACAGGCCCAGGUUGCCAAUGCGACGAGCACCCACGCCCAGCGGGUGUCGGCGGAGCAGGCGGCAUCGCUGCAGCUUGCAGCAACGCGUCUCAACACAUGCAGCAGUCUCUUGCCAACAGCGCUCCACCCGCAUGCGGGCUCUUUUCUCCGCGGCUUCCUCGGCUUUCGCAGAGGGUUCUUGGAGUUUUCAUCACAGCUGUGCACGCUACACGAAGACGCUGCACAGCAGGAGCUGUGCGUGCUGGACGAGGAUGCGCAGGAGCUGCGACGACAGGUGGUUGCAUUGGCAGAAGCCACCUUCAACCUUGAUCCGACAUCACAGGCCGUCCUGCACUACAGCAAGCUCUUGCUCGACAUGGCAAUUCACGCCCUCGCAACGCGUCAGCGCGGUGACGGCAGCGGUACGUGUGUUUUUGACGCGCGUGCGCUUGAGGGAUGCCUCGCCCUCAUUCACCCGCUUCCGUCCGCCGCAGCCAUUGCACACUUCAUCUCCUCCCUGCACCGCCUCCCCGCCCCAGAGGCGAUGCGACGUAUUGUUCGCUUCUGCGUAUGUGUACCGUUCCCGUACCCGCCUUCGUUCUUCCGCGCAGAGCCAGAUCUCUCCCUCGAGUUGUACUUCACGCCGCGGUGCGACGCGGGCAACGUGAUCCGGGUGCUCCACCGCGACAGCCUCAUGCUGCGCAUGCAGGGCGUCUUCAGACCGCCGCCCGUCAACCGCAGGAAACGGAGCGCCAUCACGUGUGCACGCCUGCGCGUCUCCUGCCAGUCAACAAAGCAGCCCAGCACCAGCAAACCAGGAGCACCGUCAUCAUCGUCAUCGUCGUUGUCAACAGCUGUGCACGAGGCCCUGAUGGAUGUAACCAGCAGCCAUUUCUUCGAGACACAGCUCCACAUUCCGUUCAGAGGGAGUGUGGAUAUGACUGCACACGUGUUCUUGGAGGACGCACAAGGAGAUACACUGUACAAGAGCCAACCGUACUUCUUCAAAGCCGUGGACGCUGGGCAGAAGCGCCAGCCAUGAAUGAUAUCCCCUUCACGUGUUCGCCCAUGUUGUGUGUCACGCACGGCAACUCGACGGUGCUGUACGGAGGGUAGUUGCAGGAGGACAUGUGCCGCAGUGCGUGAUGCUUGAGGUGGUGGUGUUGUGUCGAUGAUAGCUGCGUGGUGUUCCAUUGCGUGCUUUCUUGCCUCCUGCCUUGCUCGCCUGCCUUCCCCCAGUUGACUCAACACGCUCUUCCCUUCUCUUCGUGUGAAGGUUCAAUGUCUGUGUAUUGAUGGCAAACAGGCAAGCCACUCAAGCCAGAGGGCGAGCGAGGGUUGUCUGUGCAGCACUACUAAAACAAGCUUGUGUA